Messenger RNA from Cynara cardunculus var. scolymus (artichoke), 2662 nucleotides. RefSeq names its product wall-associated receptor kinase-like 1. NCBI's taxonomy places the organism in Eukaryota, Viridiplantae, Streptophyta, Magnoliopsida, Asterales, Asteraceae. Gene Ontology annotation, molecular function: polysaccharide binding; protein serine/threonine kinase activity; ATP binding. Gene Ontology annotation, biological process: cell surface receptor signaling pathway; protein phosphorylation. Gene Ontology annotation, cellular component: plasma membrane. The transcript has 4 exons. The coding region runs from base 1 to 2487 and encodes 828 amino acids. The record is from RefSeq and is a predicted model, not a curated record.
AUGAAGUUAUUCUGGUUACUUAUGAUCUUGCUCGCGUUAGCAACAUCAUCAACAGCGGUCCCGUAUUACGCCAAGCGAGGAUGCAACGAUACGUGCGGGCAAGUGAGGAUUCCAUACCCUUUCGAAAUCGGAGAAAACUGUUCCGUGAAUAGAUGGUACACAGUUGACUGCAACUCCUCCACACCAUAUCUAUCUGCACUCAACGAUCUGGAGGUAUUGCGCAUAAACUUGGAUAACCAAACAGUAACUGUUAAUGUCUCAAUGAUCUCUGAUUGCCGGAAUCCAGUCCGGAAUAGCAGCCAAAUCUUGAACGUCAACCUUGAUGGGAGUCCGUUUCUGUUUUCCCGACGUUACAACAAAUUUGUUGUGCAGGGAUGUGGUAACGCUGUCAUCUUGGACGAAGGGAGUACGCUCACCGGGUGUUCAACGACUUGUCCAAAUGAUUCCGUUAGCGAAAUUAUAAGCAACUGUGUUGGCAUCAAUUGUUGCCAAACAACAAUCCCUUAUAAUCUGAAGUCGUAUAGCAUGAAUCUGACGAGUUUAGAAAGGCAGGUGGGUGGAGAUGCAGUUUGUGGGUGGGCUCUCUUGAUGGAUGAGAAUUCACAAGUCCGAUCUCUUGCGAAGAACAUCUCUCAUGUUCCAAUAUCACUUUUGUGGACCCUAACAGACCGUGACUCGUCUCUAAUUUAUUGUUGUUUUGUAAAGGAUAAUGUCAAAGUGGAUGUUGGCAAUGGUAAAUCAAUUAUGUCGUAUAAAUGCCGCAGUUUCAACGAUUAUUACGAAGGAAAUUAUUAUAUACGAGAUGGAUGUGAUGUUAGCCAAGAAUGUCAAAGGUGUAUAUCUGAUGGCGGUUCAUGUAGCAAUAACAAUACUGAAUAUCAUGAAGAUGGCUUAGUUAGCAAGGAAAACUGGAAAUGUAUGUACUGGGGAUCAGUAGUUGAAGAAAAAAAGUCUCGGGCUGUUAUUCUAGCAGAUGGUGGAGGAAGCGAUGGUGGGUGUGUAGAAGGGGGCGACGGCGACGGGCUAUUUUCUGCUUCAGGCGACGGCGACGGUGGACGCGAUGGCGGAGGCGACGGUGACGGCGGCAGGCGCAGAGUGCGUCGCGUUCUUGGAGGGGACGGGUCGGCGAUGAGGGGGGUGACGAUWGGUGAUCGUGGUGGCGACGGCGACAUGGCAGGGGACGAGGAAGAUGACCCGUCGGCAACUAGGUCAACAAUCUCAGGUGGUCCGGUUCUUCGUGUGGCGGUGGAGCAAGUCCGCCGUCGGUUACUUCGCCGGACCGGUUGUGUAGGUUUGCGGGCGGCUGAUCUCUUCAGGCGAGGUGUUAGCAUAAGCAUGGGUGUACUUCUUCUUGUGGCAAUAAGCUAUGUAUUGUACAAAGUGAUCAAGAAAACAAAAGCAAGGAGAAGGAGAAAGAGGUUCUUUAAACGUAAUGGUGGUUUACUUCUAAAACAACAAGAGGAAGCUGACCCCUCUUUCUUUGAUAAAACCAUACUUUUUACAUCACGUGAGUUGGAGAAGGCCACAGACUAUUUCAACGAGAAUAGAAUUCUUGGUCGAGGAGGUCAAGGUACGGUCUACAAAGGUAUGUUAAUAGACGGAAGAAUUGUGGCGGUGAAGAAAUCGAAGGUAGUUGAUGAAAGCCAAUUAGAGCAGUUCAUCAAUGAGGUGGUCAUUCUUUCGCAAGUCAAUCAUCGCAACGUGGUCAAACUAUUGGGAUGUUGCUUGGAGACGGAAGUCCCUCUACUUGUUUCUGAAUUCAUUUCAAAUGGGACCUUGUAUGAUCAUCUUCACAAUGAGACCAAUGACUCCCCAGUUUCUUUGAACAUGAGAUUGCAAAUUGCUACAGAGGUUGCAGGAGCCGUUGCUUACUUGCAUUCAGCAACUUCCGUUCCAAUAUACCACAGGGACAUCAAAACCACUAAUAUACUUUUGGAUGAUAAACACAGAGCCAAAGUUUCUGACUUUGGAACUUCAAGGUUCGUAUCAUUGGAUCAAACUCAUCUCACUACCUUAGUCAAAGGUACAUUUGGUUACCUAGAUCCUGAGUACUUCCAAUCUAGUCAGUUCACUGAAAAGAGUGAUGUUUAUAGUUUUGGAGUUGUCUUGGUUGAACUCAUGACGGGUGAGAUGCCGAUUUCCCUGACUCGAUUUGGUGAAAACAGAAGCUUGGCUACACACUUUAUGUUGGCUAUGGAAGAAGGUCGUGUCAUGUCUAUUAUUGAUGCAAUGGUUAUUAAGGAGGGUACGAGGGAUGAGAUAUUGGCAGUAACUAACCUCGCAAUGCGAUGCUUGAAUUUGAGUGGAAAAAAUAGGCCAACAAUGAAAGAAGUUGUUGUAGAGUUGGAAACCAUACGAGUGUCUCAUGUUCCCUCGAUGGUUCAAACAAACUCCCAACAAGUGAUGCAGGCAAUGGAAUUACACAUGAUAACGUAUGGUGAGUCAACGUCAACGUUCAUGAGUGUUGAUGACGAAUUUAGUCAAUAAUGCAAAAAGGUCAUUUGUAUCAUUGCUUAAUUAAGUGACAUUGUGGUAUGUGUAGUUCAUUACAACAACAUUGGCAGAUAUAAUUGUCAAUGCACCUGUUAGUUGCUAUAUAAGAGUUGCAACUGGGUCAGGGGUUUGGGUAUUUUGUUUUGUAAAUCUAACCUCUUGAAUGUUA